AUGAAAUCGUUGAAGAUCAACGAAAACACUAAAUUCGUAUCAUUUGACAUCAAGGACCUUUACCCAUCGAUACCAACAAUAGAAACCAUACAGACCGUACAAGAAAUACUGAUGGGAAAAAUGAAAAGAGAGGCUGUCACGGAAAUAAUAAACGCGUUGAAGGUUACAUUAAAACAAAACUACUUCCGGUUCAACAAUAAGAUAUAUAAACAGAUUAACGGGUUAGGAAUAGGCAAUCCGACGUCAGCAAUACUCAUGGAAGUAUUCAUGCAAACACUGGAGGAGAAAUACAUGAAAAACCUAUUGACCAACCUAGGAGUAAAAUUCUACGCGAGAUAUGUCGAUGAUGUAAUAUGUCUAAUAGAGGGAAACAAAGAGAAACAGAUACUAGACUAUCUCAACAAACAACACCAGAAUAUAAAAUUCACCAUGGAAACGGAAAAGGAAAGAAAGAUUAACAAUCUGGAUUAA
This is a messenger RNA of Rhagoletis pomonella (apple maggot), 471 nucleotides long. RefSeq lists its product as uncharacterized. The record is from RefSeq and is a predicted model, not a curated record. The transcript has a single exon. The coding region runs from base 1 to 471 and encodes 156 amino acids. NCBI's taxonomy places the organism in Eukaryota, Metazoa, Arthropoda, Insecta, Diptera, Tephritidae.